Messenger RNA from Eubalaena glacialis (North Atlantic right whale), 541 nucleotides. RefSeq names its product thioredoxin. The transcript has a single exon. The coding region runs from base 84 to 401 and encodes 105 amino acids. Lineage: Eukaryota; Metazoa; Chordata; Mammalia; Artiodactyla; Balaenidae. Gene Ontology annotation, molecular function: protein-disulfide reductase activity. The record is from RefSeq and is a predicted model, not a curated record.
CGCUUUCCAAGCUUCGUGUGGCGCCUUGAAUCCGCUUACGUAUAUUCCAGUGUAAGGUCGCUAGUUAGACCCCAGCAGCCAAGAUGGUGAAGCAGAUUGAGAGCAAGUAUGCUUUUCAGGAAGCCUUGAACAGUGCAGGAGAGAAACUCGUAGUAGUCGACUUCUCAGCCACGUGGUGUGGGCCUUGCAAAAUGAUCAAGCCUUUCUUUCAUUCUCUCUCUGAAAAGUAUUCCAACGUAGUGUUCCUCGAAGUAGAUGUGGAUGACUGUCAGGAUGUUGCUUCAGAGUGUGAAGUCAAAUGCAUGCCAACCUUCCAGUUUUUUAAAAAGGGACAGAAGGUGGGUGAAUUUUCUGGAGCUAAUAAGGAAAAACUUGAAGCCACCAUUAAUGAAUUAAUCUAAUCAUGUUUUCUGAAGACAUGACCAGCCUUUGGUUGUUUAAAACUUGUAAUUUUUUUUAUUUACAAAAAGGAAAGAUGAUCAAGUAUGAAGACUAUAUACCGAACUGCCAUCUGAUAAGUGACAAUAAAAUAUUAACUGUA